CUUCCCAAAGCUCCUCCUCAAUUCUAUUCUCCUGGCGUGCAUCCUCGGCGAAACUCUCUGAGAAUGAGGAGGAGCGACGGAGCGACGCCGCCUCCUGAGGAGUCAUGGAUGGGUUCGUACGAGCAGUUGCUGCCUCGAUGGCAAUCCCUUCCCUCUUCUCACCUGUCAACAAUACCGGUAGCAAUAUCCAGAGUGAAUCAGUUUGAUGCCGCGAGACUUGAUGUUGAAAUGUCAGCCAUGUUGAAGGAGCAGUUGGUCAAGGUUUUCACUUUGAUGAAGCCAGGGAUGCUGUUUCAAUACGAGCCAGAACUUGACGCGUUCCUUGAGUUUCUCAUUUGGAGAUUCUCUAUUUGGGUCGAUAAACCUACCCCCGGAAAUGCUCUCAUGAAUCUGAGGUACCGAGACGAACGGGUCACAGAAGGACGAGGGAAAGUCAGAACUGGACUAGAAGGGACCGGACUUACUGUCUCUCAAAAGAUUUGGUAUUGUGUUGCCUCUGUUGGUGGUCAGUACCUCUGGUCUCGUUUGCAGUUCUUUUCUGCUUUCCGGAGAUGGGGUGAUUCUGAGCAGAGACCAUUGGCGAGGCGGGUUUGGACUAUGAUACAGCGAAUAGAAGGCGUCUACAAAGCUGCAUCCUUUAUUAACCUAUUAUUAUUUCUUUAUACAGGAAGGUAUAGGAACCUCAUUGAAAGAAUUUUAAGAGCUAGGCUUGUUUACAGGAGUCCCCAUAUGAACCGAUCUGUCAGCUUCGAGUACAUGAACCGCCAGCUCGUCUGGAAUGAAUUCUCAGAAAUGCUUUUGUUACUUCUUCCAUUGCUCAAUUCCUCAGCUGUUAAGAACAUUCUUAGUCCAUUUUCAAAGGACAAGUCCUCAAACUCGAAGGAGGACACUGUGACUUGUCCAAUUUGCCGGGUUGAUCCUGCAACUCCUUUUCUUGCUCUCCCUUGCCAGCACAGGUAUUGUUACUACUGCAUAAGGACACGUUGUGCUUCAGCAGCAUCCUUCCGAUGUCUUAGAUGUAACGAACCAGUUGUUGCCAUACAACGGGAAGGUGGUGUCCAUAAAAAGUUGUAGUUUCGACUUUGAUCAGGGAUCUGCAUUACGCAAAUCUUCAGAAAUGCCAGUGAUUCUGGCUCAGUACAAUUCCCAGGCACACGGGCCAAACUGAAGGAUGGUGGAUAAGGAUAAUAGUUCUCGUGAUCGACUCUCAGUUCGUGGAUAAUAUCUAUAUAUUUUUCGUGGGUAGGAGUCCAUUGAUUCUUGUAACAAUGUCUUCAGUAAUAAUCAGAGCAAAAUUUGUUUGUGGGCUUAGUGUUAUUGAAAUGAAGUUGAAAAAGGCUCAGCGUGAUCUACCUAGAGAGAGAGGCUUCUGCUAGAACAAACGCUUGAGUUGUGGUGGAAGAUGUAUUGACUCUUUCUUGAGUUGCUGUGGAAUAUACUCUCUGGUUUUUUGAAUC
This is a messenger RNA of Tarenaya hassleriana, 1457 nucleotides long. Its product is annotated as peroxisome biogenesis protein 2. Gene Ontology annotation, biological process: protein import into peroxisome matrix. Gene Ontology annotation, molecular function: zinc ion binding. The coding region runs from base 64 to 1074 and encodes 336 amino acids. NCBI's taxonomy places the organism in Eukaryota, Viridiplantae, Streptophyta, Magnoliopsida, Brassicales, Cleomaceae. The transcript has 8 exons. The record is from RefSeq and is a predicted model, not a curated record. Gene Ontology annotation, cellular component: peroxisomal membrane.